Messenger RNA from Fonsecaea nubica, 990 nucleotides. RefSeq lists its product as hypothetical. NCBI's taxonomy places the organism in Eukaryota, Fungi, Ascomycota, Eurotiomycetes, Chaetothyriales, Herpotrichiellaceae. Gene Ontology annotation, molecular function: RNA binding. The transcript has 3 exons. The record is from RefSeq and is a predicted model, not a curated record. The coding region runs from base 1 to 990 and encodes 329 amino acids.
AUGUCGACCACCGUCCACGUCAAGGGUAUCUCCCAUGAUACCAGUGAGAAGGAGGUCAAGGACUUCUUCAGCUUCUGUGGCAAGAUAACCUCAAUCUCUGUCACACCCGAGUCCGGUGCCCCAGACGCCGCAAAAUCUGCCACCGUGACUUUCGAGAAGGAAACUGCCGCAAAGACAGCCCUCCUCCUCGACAGCACCCAGCUGGGCAAAUCUCAAGUCCACGUAACUGCGGCCAGUACCAUCGAUGACGUUGCUUCCAAGGCAGGUGCCGCAGUUUCGUCCGCCCCUGGCGACGACCACAUUGAGCAAGAAGACAAACCACGUUCAAGGAUUGUGGCCGAAUACCUUGCUCAUGGCUACUCUCUCUCAGACCAAGUCAUCUCAAGAGCCAUUGCUUUGGAUCAAAAGCAUGGUUUCAGCAAUCGUUUCACCAGUGCCCUGACCAACUUCGACCAGAAGUACAAGGCUACCGACACAGCCAAGUCUGUGGAUACUAAAUAUGGGGUGAGCGACAAGGCGAUGAGUGCCUGGGGUGGAGUCCACACGUAUUUUGAAAAGGCACUGGGGACUCCCACUGGGCAAAAGAUCAGACAGUUCUAUAUACAAGGGGACAAGCAAGUCAGAGAUGUGCACACCGAAGCCCGCAGAUUGGCAGACCUGAAGGCAGGCAAGCAUUAUGAGCCAGAGCCUGUCCCAGGAACGGACAAGACAGUUUGCAAAUGUGGUGGCGAGGAAGGAAUAUGUGGAUGCGCCCCAGGUCAUUGCAACUGUGCUAGGUGCGCAAAGAGCGAUGUCGGAGCCAUUCAGCCAGAGCCCGUCAAAGGCACAGACAAGACAGUGUGCACUUGUGGAGGUACCGAGGGCAAAUGUCCCUGUCCUCCUGGCCAUUGUGCCUGUGCAAACUGUGCAAAGGGCAGCUCAGAAGCAACCACUGAAGCGAAGGAGGCUGCUCAAGCCAGCGGGCAACAAUUGCCAACCGGUGCUGUCUAA